AUGCCUGUGCAGACAGCAGUCCAGGCCCGAGUGUGGGACAGACUUACAGGCAGCACUCCAAGCUUCCAGCCUGCGACCCAGCUCCUCACGCUGAGUCUGCAGCCCCGCACCAUGGUCCAGGGGGCCUCGGAGCCUGAUGGCCCCGGCUGGGGCUGGGAUGGGGAGGAUGACUGGGACAGCGCUGUCCUCACCCUGCUGGCGCUGGCUGUGGUGGCUGCCACGGCACUGGCUUUGCACUGGUUUGGCUCUGGGCAGGACCAGGAGGCGGCAGGACCUGCAUCCACGACCCCCGGGGCCCAGCCUUCUCAGGCUGGAGGAGCCAGCCCAGCCCUGCCCCUGCAGCCCAAGGUCAGUGGUGGCGUCGAGGGACACAGCUCAGGGCAGGGGCAGCCAGACCCUCCAGGACGUGGCCAGGGGAGUCCAGCUGCAGCAGGGGCCCAAGAUCAGGAGCUCCGGGGAGGUGGCCUGGCUGCCACAGCGGCACCUCCACUCAAGACACCCGGCGAGGUGGCCAGUGGAGGGGCCUUGGAACGGCAGCACGACAGUGCCACUCCGGAAGCCCUGCGAGGUAAAGGAAGGGAGCCUCUCAGGCCAGAUACUGCCUUCCUGGGUCGGAGCAAAGUAGGGGGGACAUCCGGCCCCCUCCUGAUACACUUCACCCCUCGGAGUCCUGGCAGAGAGACUGAAGGGCAAGUGGAGGCAGGAGGUGUUCGAGCCAAGGUGCCAGCUCACCAGGCCCUGGUCCACACAGCAGAACAGGACACCAGCCCCUGGCAACAAGGUGUAGGGCCACCUGGCUCGCUAGAGAGAGGCCGAAGAAGCCGGCGGUGGCAGGUGGACCAAGGCUCGGAAGAUAGACACCGCCGCCUCCCAAAGCUGGACCCCCUCCGCCUGGGCUCUGUGGUGAGUGUGUGGGAUGCCGUGGAUGCAGCCAGCAGCCUCUCCACAGGCUCCCAGAGGCCUCCUCUCCCCUUGGAGCUGCCUCCACCACGUGCCACGCAGACUGGGCCCUUGACAGAGGGCACAGUGAAGGGGCACAGGGAGAGCAGCCUCCAUCCAGCCUCAGUCCUAGCUCUGGAGAGCAGGGAGGCUGGGCCCCAGGCUCCCAGGGAGUCUCAGGGACCCCCAGCCUCCGUGGAAGGCUGGCCGUGGGAGAGGAGCUUCGUCCAGACCCCAGACUCCAUGGGCCCAUGGCCAGAGGGGUCGCAAUGCGGACAUCCACUCUUGUCUCAAGGACGGGGGACCGCAGACGCCAGCAAUGCGGUAAAGGCUGGGGCUCAAGGCUCUGGAGACCGCUCUUUCUUCAGCUCAGGGCCGGGUGGGGCAGAGCAGCAACGGGGCCAUGGCCUCCUAGAAGGGAGACCAUCUUGGCAAGGCCAGCGCGGGCAGAGCAUCGGGCAGGAGGCAGGCAGUCUGGACACAGAAAAGCGCCCCCCAGACACCCCUGGCUCAGCCACGCUCUCCCCGCGCAUCCCUAAACCCCUCCCGCCCUUGGCUUCCCCGCCCACAGCACAUCCCCACGGAGGCCUCUUACCUGCAGGCUCAACCCUUCCGACCUCCUCUCCUUCAGACUCUUUGUCCCUCAGAGUUACCCCAGCCCCAGUUCCGACCCCUGUCCGGAGUAGUGAGUCAAGGCCUAUGUCCCAGGAGCCCAGUGUGGCUCUCUGCAAGGACAACCAGGAAGGGCAGAUCUCAUCUAGCUGGGAAAACCUUAUUUCGAUGGUUCUUAGGAGUCACCCUUUCCCCAGGCAAGAGAGGCGCCAAGGGAGAGCCCCAAGGGCAGCUCCCAGGAGCCCUAGAGAUCCCAGCACUGAUGCACCCUCUGAGAACAGAGAGUCUGGUUCUCCCCCCGAAGGGGCCGCCACCAGCCUGGAGGUCAGGAAUGGCUCCGCCGUUGGAAUGGUCACAGAAGCUGGCACAGGGGGCCUGCCUGAGGCUGGGUGUCCGCAACAGCAGAGAAGCUCGGAUACCAGGGAGGCUCCUACUCCAGACCCUCCCUCAGGCCCAAGGCCAGAUGCAGUGGAUGAGAGACAUCCAGACUCCCCACUGCCUGGAGCCGCAAUGCCUGGGGCCCCAUCACGGUCCCCUGGGCAGAGGCAACCCAGCCCUGUACCCUCCCCCACCGCUAGGGGGGUCUCACAGCCUGUCCCACGGCCCCGGAAACGCAGCAUGUGUGAAAUAGCAGAGAGCUCUGAGCGGGAGGUCAGCCAGAUGGUACCACUGAGGCAGGAGGGAGAGGCUCCAGGGGAGAGGCCCCGCCCUGCAGGCAGCGGGGCAGUCCUCACAGAAAAGCAGGAGGCCCGAAAACUCAAGGUGCUUCUGCAGAGGCCCGGGAGCCGGGGGGUGGCGGAGGGGCCUCGGAAGCCCAGCUCCCUAGCCCGGGAGCCCACUCUGGCCGCGGCUCGACGACAGCGGCUGGACCUGGGCAGCUGCCUGGAUGUACUGGCCUUUGCCCAGCAGCACGGGCAGCCUGGCCUGGUGCAGGAGACCUAUGCGCUGAUGAGCGACAAUCUGCUGCACGUGCUAGGAGACCCGGGCCUCUACCGGCAGCUGAGCGGGGCCGAGCGGGAGCGCAUCCUGAGCCUUCGGACGGGCCGGGGCCAGGCGGUGGUGGGGGUCCUUGUGCUGCCCAGCCUCUACCCGCUGAGCCGCUCGGGGCUCACAAGGGGCCCUUGUGGGGAGGAGGCCCCUACGGCGGGACCCGCACCCCUGCCUCCUCGCACGCACCUGCACGUGUUCAACCCCCAAGAAAACACAUGGCGGCCCCUGACACAGGUGCCGGAGGAGGCCCCGCUGCGGGGCUGUGGCCUCUGCACCAUGCACAACUACCUGUUCCUGGCGGGGGGCAUCCGCGGCUCCGGUGCCAAGGCUGUCUGCUCCAACGAGGUCUUCUGCUACAACCCACUGACCAACAUCUGGAGCCAGGUGCGGCCCAUGCAGCAGGCCCGUGCCCAGCUCAAGCUGGUGGCCCUGGAUGGGCUUCUUUACGCCAUCGGUGGAGAGUGCCUGUACAGCAUGGAGCGCUAUGACCCGCGCACGGAUGCCUGGACCUCGCGCGCGCCCCUCCCUGCGGGCACCUUCCCUGUGGCACACGAGGCUGUGGCCUGCCGUGGGGACAUCUAUGUCACUGGGGGCCACCUCUUCUACCGCUUGCUCAGGUACAGCCCUGCGAAGGAUGCGUGGGAUGAGUGCCCCUACAGUGCCAGCCACCGGCGUCCCAGCGACAUGGUGGCAUUGGGAGGUUUCCUGUACCGCUUCGACCUGCUGCGGGGUGUGGGCGCUGCGGUGAUGCGCUACAACACUGUAACGGGCUCCUGGAGCCGGGCUGCCUCCCUGCCCCUGCCCGACCCGGCCCCCCUGCACUGCACCGCACUGGGCAACACCAUUUACUGCCUCAACCACCAGGUCACCGCCACCUUUACGGUCUCUGAGGGGACUGCCCAGUUCCAGGCCAGGGAGUUGCAACCCUUUCCUCUGGGGAGUAAGGGGGUCCUCUGUCCAUUCAUCUUGACUCUGCCUGCCACCGACCGGCUGCAAACAGCCCUCUGAGCUGCUGCUCUCUAGGGAGACCCUGGGCCUGGGGGUCUGAGGGCAAGCGGAGCACAGGAGGUGGCUGGCAGAACCUUCUGCUGUUGUUUCUGGGACAGCUUUGUUUUUCUGUUCUAAUAAGGCUCGUGAUCUCCCCCUUCCCUACCCCCUUCCCUGAAAGAGCCCUCUCCCCCUGGAGCUCAGGCUCCUUGCAUCUGGUUAGAAGCCGGCUUCUAACCUUCCCACCACAGCAUGCUGUUUACUGCCUUUUCCGCUUAGUUCUUGCCCUGACGCCUCAGCUGGCUCACACAGCCCAGCCCCUCCUCCAGGGGGCUCCUCCUCCUCCUCCUCCUCCUCCUCCUCCUCCUCCUCCCCUUCUCUGGGCUCCCAGGAGCCAGGUUCCCUCUUGCAGCACUGCACUGCCUGGAAAAAUCUGUGUGGGGGUCCCUCUGGUGCUUUGAGAGCCAGGGACCGAUGCGUCCUUGAAGACCAGGAUUUGGCCUGCAGAGGGGCUGAAUGACUGCUGAGCCAAGGAAGGAGGUGGCUAGAGAGAUAGUCAUACUUCUCCGUUCUGUCCCUAGGGCUCCAAGCUGGGCAAGAGGUCUGUAGGGGAAUGGGACAGGGGAACAAGGAACAGAGAGUCCCCAGAAAAAUGUUCUUGCCUCAGGCCUUGGGAGCCUGGUUUGGGUCUUCCUGGGAAAAACUCUGUAGCCCUCCUUUGUCCGAUUGGUCCCCAGAGGCCUGGAACCCUUGCCUGUGAAACUGUUCUGCUGACUGUAGCCCCUGCCUGUAACCACUUGGGCUCAUGCCCCUCUACAGCCUGUGGGGUCUCUCCCCCCCGCUUUGCCCCUCCAGAAGCAGCCUCACUUCCCACCACCCCCUGUUCUUACGUGAGACCCAGGUUUCACCUGAGCUCUUUCCCUUGUUAGCUGCGGACUUAGCCGAGACAUCUGAUUCCAUUCUUCUCAUCUGUGUAGUGGGGAAAAUGAACAUCUGUUACUCAGGAGAGCUAUGAGGGCAUAAGGACACAUGUGAGCGCCUAGCGCAGUGCCCAGGAUGAAUAGAUCAUGUUCCCCUUUACUCAUUUUGGAAUCCAUCACAGGAAGGUAAAUAAAUCUGACUGAACACUGCUGCCUGUCCCACCGUGUGCCCUGGUUUGCCCCAUCUGGCCCUUUUCGUUUUGCUUUUUAUUCCAUCCUUGGUACUACUGGCACU
Molecule: messenger RNA, 4743 nt
Organism: Felis catus (domestic cat)
Lineage: Eukaryota; Metazoa; Chordata; Mammalia; Carnivora; Felidae
Gene: KLHDC7B
Product: kelch domain containing 7B
Exons: 2
Coding region: 1-3549 (1182 amino acids)
Molecular function (GO): protein binding
Source: RefSeq, a predicted model, not a curated record